AUGGCAGGACCAAAGACAGCCCAGCGAGAGCUCAUCAAGACCACGCACACCGUCGCCAAGGUGCUCUCCUCCGACUUUGGUUUACGCAGCGGCUACGAGGUUGUCGAUGCCAACACUCGGACUCGACCUACAGCCGCGUCCUUGUCAUCAUGCGAGCUCAUAGGCGACAACGGGGCUGCAACAGCGCUGAAAGCUUUCCUCGCUCAGCAAGACAACAAGCCUGUCUCACCUACAAUGAGACGCGUCGCAAUCUCGCCCGAAUCGCUCGCUACCAUCAAAAGCGGAGACGUCGUCGUGAUCGAGCUGGAUCCGUCGAACCAGCUGAUGCUGGUCCACGCCGUCAAGGGACAGACUGUCUCCGGAACGCGACUGUCCCUCAGCAUCGAUAAUAUGCUGCACGAUGUCCUGGCCGCCAAUGAGGUGUUUGCGACCAACGAGACCGUCACCACCGAGCUGCCUUCCAUCAUCGCCAAGAUCGAUCCGAACAGCGUCGCACUUCGCUACGCAUGGGACGACAAGAGACCCGCCUUCAUCGGGCUGAAGGAAUGGACCACGCAAGAAGCGGUCGCCGCGCAUGAAAUUGUUUACCACGAGGGCGACUUUGUCUUGCUGGAGCCUCGCGACAACGGUCCUCUCCUGGACGUCGCGCAGGUCCACAGGAUUCGCAAUCAACAGGUGCUCGUUCGAUACCUGCAUCGUCAGGCAUUGCCCAAAUUCAAGGAUGAGCGCCUCUUGGUACCCUCGAAGGAGCUGGCGCGGAUCGACACGGCCACCUUCAAGCCUGUCGCCACCUGCCGCGUUUCGCUUCCUCCUUCCAGCACCUCUUGGACCACGGAAGGGUUCUACGUCAGCAAAGAGAACGCUCACCUGCUUCGAGCCGAGUGCGAAACCUGCACACCUGCUCAGAUGCAACGUCGAAAGAUCCGACGCAACUUGGAAGUCCUUCGCAGUAUGGAGUUGAUGUGCGGCGCCGGCGGUCUCAGUGUCGGCCUCGGCCUGUCGGGCGCCUGCGAGACCACAUUCGCCAUCGAUGCCGACACCGACUCGGUCAAAACCUUCAAGGGUCAUCAUCCGGGCGCAACGACGUACUGCUGCGACGCUGGUGACGCUCUCCACCGUGCUGUUUCCGGUCGACGUGCUAAGGAUGGUCUCGAACUGCCCCGUCGUGGCGACGUCGAUUUGAUUGCGGCUGGCCCACCUUGCCAAGGCUUCAGCCGCAAGAACAAGAUGGCUACCCGAAAAGCCGCCGAAGAUGACCCGAGAAACCUGCUUGUCUGCACGGUACUCGGUUGGGUCGAGUUCCUAAAACCUAAGUACCUGAUCCUCGAGAACGUCGAAGGAUUCACCGCGUCGAAGCUUGGCGGUCGCGAGCAAGGGAUGGUCAAGCUCGUGAUAAAGUGUCUGCUGGACCUCGGGUAUGCUGCCACGUGCGGCUUUGUCCAGUCUGGAGCCUUUGGAUGUCCGCAAUCUCGAGGCAGAUUUGUGCUACUCGCCGCGAGAGCUGAUGUGACCUUGCCAUCGCUGCCGAAACCCACGUAUCACUUCCUCGGCAAGGCCGCAACAUCUUUCACCUGGACGGAUGGUCACGGCACGUCUCAUGCAGCAGAACGACCUGACACAGCUGCGUUGCUUCCGACAGUGACCGUCCUAGAUGCGAUCGACGACCUGCCAGCCUUUGACUGGAAGGACCCGCACCUCAUCUACGCCGGACCGGAUCAGAUCGAGCAGGCACGUCAACAGCAGGACAUUCCGCAGCUCGAAGUCAGCUCCGGAUCAGCAACCGGCUUUGUCGCUGCGCAGUACCGCAAGCGACCGUCGAACUCGUUUCAAGAGCGCAUGCGUGUCUUUGCAGGGCAGAUGACUAGAGCAGUGUCGCAACAUCAGACAUCCGGUCCAAGCGCCACGGAUGUGGAACAGGUGGUCAACGUCGCCUUGCGUCCUGGAGCCGACUACGACUCAUGGAGCCAGCCGGAGGUCAACAAGCCCGCGCUGCUCGGCCCUCUCCAGCUCAAUCGUUGGCAGGACUCUUACUUCAAGUACGAACGCAUCGAUGGCGACCGCUACUUCAAGGUGCUCCUCACCGACGCGUCGGCCAAAGGCAGCAUGAUCCACCCGACCCAGCGCCGACUGUUCACGGUAAGAGAGUGUGCUCGAGCGCAAGGCUUCCCGGACUGGAUCGAGUUUGCCACCGACGCGAACCUCAAGUCUGCCUAUCGACAGAUCGGCAAUGCAGUGCCGGUGCCGCUCGCCGUGGCGCUCGGCGAGUCGAUCACGGCUGCGAGGCUCAAAGACGCCGAGCGAGCCAGUCGGCAGCCUUCUCAGUCGCCGAUCACAAUUGACGAUGAAUGA
Molecule: messenger RNA, 2349 nt
Organism: Kalmanozyma brasiliensis GHG001
Lineage: Eukaryota; Fungi; Basidiomycota; Ustilaginomycetes; Ustilaginales
Product: C-5 cytosine methyltransferase
Exons: 2
Coding region: 1-2349 (782 amino acids)
Cellular component (GO): nucleus
Molecular function (GO): methyltransferase activity
Source: RefSeq, a predicted model, not a curated record